Molecule: messenger RNA, 3174 nt
Organism: Brassica napus (rape)
Lineage: Eukaryota; Viridiplantae; Streptophyta; Magnoliopsida; Brassicales; Brassicaceae
Exons: 6
Coding region: 1211-2128 (305 amino acids)
Source: RefSeq, a predicted model, not a curated record
UAAAAUAACGCCCUUAUUAAUUUUAGUAAUUCUAUUCAUAUAUUGCAAAAACAUUAAUUCAUAAAGAAACAUUUUAAUUAGGUUAAAACAUAAUUUUAUUUCUUCUUUCGUCGUGUGUCGACAAAGAACAAAAAUCCCCAAAACCAAAAAUCUAGGAUUCCGGCCCGUUGCUAAUUGAUUCGCGUUGCCGGCUAAGAUCGAGUUCGUCGUGGAGGGGAGUUUCGAUUCACCCGCAACUUAAUCGACCUUACUCCGACAUUAAGGCUCGAUUUCGUUUCUUGUUUAAUCCGCUCUCGAACCUCCGUUGCUGCACCCUUGAGAUCCGUCGUAUUCUCCACCAAAAUUACAAACUGAUUUCUUGUUUGCUCUAUGAAUAUACUAGAGUUUGUAAGACUAAUAUUCUUGAUUUCAUGCUAAUUGUUUUUUUCUCUUUGAUAGAUAUGGCAUCUCCUAGCCAAAAAAAGCUAUCCACAUCUACUCUAUAAAAAAAACAAAGCUCCUAGUCAACAGAAAAGUAUGUGCUAUUAUAGCUAUUUGUCAAAUUUUCAGAUGGUUAAAGUUGGAGUGGGAAUUGAUGCAUGGGAUGCAGUAAAGAAUUCUGCAGUUGGUGUAUUUCCUUGGUUUUAUGAGCUCAAAUUCAUAUGGUGUGCUAAGCUUGUCCAUCACCUAUUAACGCAUCAGCUGCGAGUUAAGAAGAAUUAUGAGUUGUGGUCGUUGAUUGACUGUCUUCCCAUCCGUCUCUCUUUGAUAGAAUUUGGAAUGAUCAGUGGGAUGAACUGUGAUCUUUUUCAAAAUGAGGAGAAUUUUGAUGUUGAUCAUAGAGAGUUUUGGACAGAGAUGGGGGUUUCCACAGCUGUUGGUCCCAAUUUGGUUGAGUUGCGGUGUGUUUUGGAAAGAUGCAAAGAUUGGAGUGUUGAGAAGAGGACAAUGGUUGGAUUGCUUUGUGUUCUUCAUCUUGCCGUCUAUGGAAUAGCUCCCACCCGUCGACUUCCAUUGCAGUGUGCGAAGAGAGUUCUUGAUUUUGCAGCUUUCCAGAGAUAUCCGUGGGGUCGUGCAGCUUGUCAGACUUUGGUACAUUCCGUAAAGUGUGCCGACUACACCGCAAAAGAAUCUUAUACCAUUGAAGGGUUCAUUUUUAUCUUGCAAAUAUGGGCAUAUGAGUCGGUUACUGGCAUAGGAGAGCUUUACGUGAACAAAAUUGUUGGUGAAAAUGUGCCUCUUCUUUCAUGGAGUGGCUCCCGACGCUUCAAGUUUGAGGACUUCAUUAGAGAAGAGAAAAAACAUCAUGAAGCUAAGGUGCGUGUUAGGCAUUUUUUUUACACAGCCAGACGGACUGUUUACGCCAAAGUGGAGUGAUGAAAUGGAUGAUCCUGAUGUAAACGAAUACAUCACUCAUGAUUGUGUAAUUAAUAGAUUUUGGGAUGUAACUGAAGAACCGCCAGCUACCACCAAUAUAAAGCGCCCUGCAACAAGUGUUGAGAGUUGUAAAAAGAGAAAGGGUAAUGAUACAAAUACUGUUGAGGUUGAGGAAGAGAGUAAUGGUUCAAAGAAGGAAGACAUUCAUGUGAGCCGGCUUUACACUUUGUUGGAGACAUUGUCAGGAAAAGUUGAUAAAAUGGAUACAUUGAUCGAAGCUAAGGUUUGUGCUAUUAUUGCUCCUAUGAACGAGAAGCUGGCAACAAUGGAGAAGGAGCUUCAAAAGAUGAAAGAAAAAGAUUGUGCUGAUGAUAGAAAAGAAGAUGCAAAUUCCAUUGCUAAUGAAAAUGCUGAAGUGAAUAGCAAGGAAAUGUCUUGGAUGGUAGAGGUUAAUUCCACAUCGCAUGAUGGAUUACCCACUCAACGUGUUGUCAAGAAACCGAGGAAUGCAAGCAAAAAAAGUGGCAACGUGGUUGAUGAUAAGAAAAAAAUGGCUGAGAAGAAGUUGAAAAACAAAAUUAAAGAGCCACACUUACUUGACAACACAUUAGGGGAAGACAUGUGGUCUGAUCCAGUGCAGCGUGAGAAGUCCAAAGAACUCGGUGAUUGUUUAGAUGGCUUUGUAGACUUUGCUAGAAAGUUGAACAAGUCUACAUCUCCCACACCUUCCUCACCCCAGCACAAGCGCCAAACAAAGCUAGCAUCGUCGUAGCUAUUUCCGUUCGUAGGAAAUUUUAUUGUGAAGCGCAUCAUCACAAGUGUAACACCGUCCGUCUCGGCAUAUGAUCCGUUUUCUGCUGUUGAUGAUGAGAAAAUGAGGAAGUUACUGCAUUUCCUACUGGAUAAAGAGAAUGAUUUGGACAAAAGCUUCACUUCUAGUACUGAAUUCUAUAGAGUGAUUAUAACUCCAAGAAAUCAGUGGUCUUCUCAUAAUUAUGGCUGGUUGACUAACAUGCAUAUGUGGUCUGCCAUGAAGAUGUUCUAUAUGAGAUCACUUUCUGAUCAUUCACUAUACCAUUCUCAGCGCCUUGCAUUUUUGGAUCAGUGGGUCGUCAUCAAAAUUGUUGAAGAUUUCAAACAGUUCAACCCAAAAACCUGGAAAGUGACAGAUACAUAUAAGCGAAUCUUCAACGGUACGCAUCCAGCUGAUCGAGUCACGAACAAAAAGUGGUUUCACGAUAUUGACCAUCUCUACGCAUGUCAUUUUGUACACAACACUCACUGGGUUGCUUUGGACAUAGACUUGAAGAACAUGACAGUCACUGUUUAUGACAGCAUUCUGACUGUGUUAGAUGAUAACGAAAUACGGAACAGCUGUAGGCCGUUUGCGAAGAUGAUUCCAGCAAUCCUGAAUGCUAUGGUCCCUACUACUGUUUGGACGAAGAGUGGUAGACAGUUCACUGUAUGAAGGUUGAAAAGCGUUCCACGUAAUGACAACCCUGGAGACUGUGGUGUCUAUACCAUAAAGUUCAUUGAGUGUUUGGCGCUUGGUUGUACAUUUGAAGGGUUAAGUGAUGAGAUCAUUCAAGACGUUCGACGGAAGCUUGCUGCUGAGAUUUAUGAUGCCGUUGGAGAACCUCAGAUUACUGAUUGUUAGUGUUUCAACUUUGUUUUGCAGCUACAGUUUGCAACUUUUAUUUAGUUUAAUUUCCUACAGUUUUUCAAUUUUGUUUCUUUAUUUACGUUAAGUGGCUUCAUGUUACCAUGUUUAAUAGCUUGACAUUGCUGCUAGUACAUACUGUUUUUACAAGGAUCAAA